This is a messenger RNA of Bipolaris sorokiniana ND90Pr, 632 nucleotides long. RefSeq lists its product as uncharacterized. The record is from RefSeq and is a predicted model, not a curated record. The annotation marks the transcript as partial. The transcript is spliced from 3 exons. Lineage: Eukaryota; Fungi; Ascomycota; Dothideomycetes; Pleosporales; Pleosporaceae.
GAAGAACGCUCGGAAGCCUCCUUAGAAGUUAAUACUCUACUACUACUGCUAAUAAUAACUACUGAGCUAACGGCCUAUAAGAAUAAGUUCCCAGACCUAGAACGUUUUGAUGGGACCCGUAAGAACUACCUAAGCUGGAAGUUUAAAUACGAAGGAAAGCUAGAAUACGACGUUGCUAUGUUCCUAAUGGAGGACUCGAAGGUUCGAUACAAGCUAAUGCUCUAUAUCUCUAAGAAUAGGAGUUUAAAGGAGUAUAUAGACAAGGUAAUUGAGCUUUUUAACGACCUGCUAAGACGACCUCCGCGGGACUGCUAUAGCUGUGGAGAGCCGGGUUAUCUAGCUAGGAACUAUCCGAACAACGUUUAGGUUGAGAGAGCUAGAGCCCUCCCUAAGAGCGAAAAACGGAAGUAGCUAGAAGAGGCUGAGGACCUAGCUAACAGUGACUUGGGAAAAGAGGAGCUCUAAGCUAGAGUCUCGGCUUAGAGCCUCUGAAGAUGGAUUAGCAGAUAAGUAGCGAAUAGAGUUAAUUUCAGCGAAAGCACAUGCGUCCCCCGCUAAUUACUAUAGAUCUGAUUAUGAACCACGUAGUUAACGCUAUGGUACUAAUUGAUUGUAGAUGUCUCUGCUACGCA